AUGUCCCGCGGACGAGGUGGUUGGCGAGGAGGCUCUACCUCAAACCGAGGAGCAUCCCGGCAAAACCGACGCGGUGGAAACCAGUCUCGCGGAAACUCUUCCCGCGGCGGUUCAUCUUCUGGCCCUCGGCGUGUUUGUCAACAAUUCCUCCGCGGGAGAUGCACCUACGGCGAUUCGUGCAAGUUUUCCCAUGACGACAAAGACAUCGAGCGCGCCCGCGAGCAAGAGGCAGCCGAGGGCAUCACACCCAGCGGGGCCCAACAGACCCGAGAGGACUAUUUUGACUUCAAACGCCAGGUCCGCCAGCGCAGCUCGUCCAUCUCGUCAUUGGGUACCCUUGGCUGGAUGGAGUGCGAGGAAACAUGGAACCUCGCGGCCCAGAUUAUGGAUACUCCCAGCCGAGAGUUCCAUCAAUCGAUCGCCAGGGACCUGGUCGACGACGAUAUCGGCGGCCCAGCAUUCAUCCAGAGGACGGUCAGAUUAUGCACCACCGCUAAGGGCGAUAAGGACUGUCUGCAGCUUGCUCGCGCUGCCCUCAAAGUCAUCACCCACCAGUCAAUGCUCCUCUGUAUGUCCAUCGAUAGUUAUGUGGGUACCAUCUACCGCAUGAUCGGCGGCAGCAGCGGCGACCAAGGGAUGGCCUUCUUCUCGGAUCUCAACCGGCGCCUGACUGACACUUCCCCGUCACCUCGGAGAUUUCUGGCUCUCAUCGCCUCGUCGCUCCACGAACUGCUCCGGCGAGAGCGGAAGUGUCUGCUGAACGACGAUUUGCCGGGUCUGUUGGAUGAUGUCGGAGAAAAGAUCACCCAGCUCAGCAGUGUGGCUCCUCAAGAUGCGACAGAAGCUGCGAGCGAUCUCGAUGCCGUGACCAUCAAGGUUGACAUGGUCAAGAGGAUGAUGGAUGGCGCCCGUCGCGGCGUGUUUAGCCAUGAGCCAGCCGUUGUCGUCACCGCGAGAGGUACCGGCGCCAUUCAGUCCACCUUCCCCAUGGAAGUAGUUGUCCCGGGAGGCAACCAUGACAACGACUUCGCCGACAUCACCAAGAUCCAGAUCUUCCCUACUCUGGAUGAGGUCACGAGCGACGUAUCCGAGUACCUGCCAAGCACCGACUUCACCCGUCCGCAUUUCCUCCCCGACCCUGUCCAGCGCCACCUCGACUCUGCUUUUCGUCUGCUGCGCCACGACACCUUUGGGCCCCUCAAGGAGGUCCUCGGCAAUCUCCUAGCACAAACCGACGUUGCCAACGCUGCCGCAUCGAACCGUUUCAUCAACGGCAACAUCAAGGCCCAUAGCUACUCCAGGGCUAGCAUCCAGCACGUCUUGGUCGAUCAGGGUUUCGAGGUAAUCGUAUCCUUCACGCAACCGCCCCAGCUGCGCAAGUUCUCCCUAGCGGACCAGCGGCGUUGGUGGGAGGACUCCUCUCGGCUCGAGCCGGGCGGCCUUGUGUGCUUCAUCUCAACCCGAGGCGACGAGAAAUCAUUCCUGCUGUUUGUAGUUACGCGAAAGGAGACCCGUGAGGUUGAGGAGGGCAAAAACAAGAGCACCCUUGUUUCAGAGCGCCUCAACCCUGCAAUUACGAUGAAGUUGGCCUCGGAGACCCAACAAAACCUGUACAAGCUCCACCGCAUGUACGUCGAGAAGCAGGAAGGGUUGCUGAUCGAGCUCCCCGGUCUAAUCCCCGAGACGUUUGUCCCCAUCCUCGAGAAUCUGCAACGGAUGAUGCGAGAUGGAGACCUCGCCUUUCGGCGUUGGAUCCUGCCGUCGACGGAACACGCCGACGAUGAGCCGUCCACCGUGAUAUCGCCACCGGCGUACGCUCGCCGGCCCGGGUUCAAGUUCAAUCUCAAGUCGAUCACCAAGAGUGGGCAACCUAAGCUCAGCAUCGAUCCAGCUGUGCCCGGUGGGGACGUUGCCGCGGGGGCUCUUGAGGCUGCCACCGGCCUCGACCGUGGGCAGUCCGACGGCUUGAUUGCAGCCCUGACACGCGAGUACGCCCUCAUUCAGGGACCGCCUGGCACAGGGAAGUCGUAUGUUGGCGUGCAGCUGGUGAGGGUCUUGCUGGACCACAUGGCCGACGCAAAGCUUGGCCCGAUCCUUGUCAUUUGCUACACGAACCAUGCGCUGGACCAAUUCCUAAAACACCUUCUCGAGGUUGGCAUCGACAAGAUCAUCCGGAUCGGAGGCCAGAGCCGUGCUGAAGAGCUCGAAGGCAAGAAUCUCCGAGUCGUGAGCAAGGAAACGGGCAAGACCGCGGUGGAGAACCGAAUCUUGGGGCAGAACUACUCGGAAUCCGAGGAAUGCCGCAACAAUGCCGGGAACAACCUGAAACCUCUGCACCAACUACGCAAGGGUAAGCUUGACUUCGCCAGCCUUCGACGUUUCUUGCAGCGCCACUCCCCGAGCGUUUAUCGUCAGUUCUUGUCCAUGCAGACGGACGAGGAGGGAUACACCUUGGCUGGCGGUGACCCACGCUGGGCGCUGGCUGAGAACUGGGUGAAUCAGCUUACCCAGAUACAGAGUGACCGCAUCUUCGAGCUGGUUGAUGAAGCCAAGCGUCACAGGGAGACGAUCCACAGCGUCCACGACGAUGUCAACCGGCGCACGCUCCUGAAAGCUCAGGUCGUGGGGGUCACGACCACGGGGUUGGCCCGAAACAUCAAGAUGCUUUGUCGUCUCGGAGUCAAGGUCAUCAUCUGCGAGGAAGCAGCCGAAGUGAUGGAACCACACCUCAUUUCCGCUCUCAUGCCCGGGGUUGAGCACUUCAUCCAGAUCGGCGACCACAAGCAGCUCCGACCUCAGAUUCAGAAUUACCUACAGUUCAGUCUGGAGACCGCGGCGGGGCGUGCCCAUCAGCUGGACCGCAGCCAAUUUGAGCGCCGGGCAGUGGGCGAACCCGGCCUGCCGCCGUUGCCGGUAGCGCAGCUCAACGUCCAGCGACGCAUGCGGCCCGAGAUCUCCCAGCUCAUCCGGAGGAUGUACCCGAACCUGCGAGACCACGACAAUGUCAUGAAUCUGCCGUCCGUUGUGGGGAUGCGAGACAACCUCUUCUGGCUGGACCACGACCACCCCGAGGACGGCAAGGACGACGGCUCCCGGGUCAAGUCGCACAGCAACCCCUGGGAGGUGUCGAUGGCCAAGGCCCUGGUCCACCACUUGGUGCGGCAGGGCGAGUACAAGAGCACGGACAUUGCGCUGUUGACUCCCUACACCGGCCAGCUCCAGAAACUCCGCGCCAGCCUCAGCAACGACUUUGAAGUCUUCCUCAGCGACCGCGACAUCGAGGCUCUCGCACAGGAAGGGUUUGAGACGAAGCCAACCGAGGAAGAGAAGACCGACUCCGGCCCAAGGAAAGUCGUCGAGAGGAAGAAGCUCCUCCAGACCAUCCGCCUAGCAACGGUCGACAACUUCCAAGGCGAAGAAGCCAAAGUCAUCGUCGUGUCCCUCGUGCGCAGCAACAGCACCUCCAAGGUCGGCUUCCUGCGGACCGAGAACCGCAUCAACGUGCUGCUCAGCCGCGCCCAGCACGGCAUGUACCUGAUCGGCAACGCCCGCACCUACCAGAACGUCGCCAUGUGGGCCGACGUGCACCAACAACUCACCACACGAAACGCCGUCGGCCCCGCCAUCUCCCUCUGCUGCCCGCGCCACCCGGACACGCCGCUCGCGUGCGCCGACCCGGCCGACUUCGCCGUCAAGAGCCCCGAGGGCGGCUGCGCCCUCACCUGCGACAAGCGCCUCGAGCCCUGCGGCCACCAGUGCCCGGCGCCGUGCCACUCCCAGCGGCUGCAUGAUGCCUUCGACUGCCUGCAGCCGUGCCCGCGCCUGCGCGCGACGUGCCGCCACCCCUGUCCCAGGCUGUGUGGUCAGCAGUGCGGGCCGUGUCUGGUCAAGGUUGAUGGCGUCAAGCUGCCGUGUGGGCAUGUCCAUGAUAAGGUGGCCUGCUAUCAGACGUUGGACCUGGGCGCGAUCCGGUGUUCCAGGGUUGUUGAGAAGGAGGUGCCGGGGUGUGAGCACAAGGUCACUGUGCCUUGCUACCAGGAUGUUACUGCGAACUCGUACUCCUGUUCGACAAAGUGUGUUGCCGCGCUCAAGUGUGGGCAUCGGUGCCCUGGAACUUGCGGUCGAUGCCGCGGGGAGAGUGCCGAGGGAGUGGUCACGUUCAGCCACCAGACGUGCAACAAACUUUGCGACCGGCCGUAUGGUACAUGCAACCAUCGCUGCGUGAAGACUUGCCAUGAAGGGAAGGAGUGUGGGACUUGUACGCGGAGGUGCGAGGUCCGAUGCUCCCACUCUCGGUGCCACCAAGAUUGCCAAAAGCCCUGCGCCCCAUGCAUCGAGAAGUGCACAUGGUCCUGCGAGCACAAGGGGUCCUGCUCGUUGCCAUGCGCGGCACCCUGCGACCGACUGCCCUGCGACGAGCGCUGCACCAAUACUCUCAAAUGUGGCCACCAAUGCCCCAGCUUCUGUGGCGAGGAAUGCCCGCAAGACUUGUGCCAGCUGUGCUGCGCCCAUAAGGACGCUCGCGUGGAUCUCAUGGAAUUCAAGACAUACGGCGAAAUCGACCUAAACGACACCCCGGUCGCAGUCCUGGGAUGCGGCCACUUCUUUACGGGCGAAACGCUCGAUGGCAUGCUUGGGAUGAGCAACGUAUACACGACAGACAAGCUCGGUAACUACAACGGCCUUGGGGAACUGUCCGGUCAAUUGAUGGCCGUUCCUGCAUGCCCGGACUGCAGGGUGCCCAUCCGCCAGUUCGCCACCAAAAGGUACAACCGUGUUGUCAACAGGGCAGUCCUAGACGAGACCUCCAAGCGCUUCCUAGUCGGGGGCCGCGAGACGCUGGCGGAGCUUGAGGGGCGCGUGGCCGUAACGGAGCAGCAACUCACCGAUUCCGAACCGACAGCCCGCAAGGUGGCCCUGAAACUGCAAAUGGAGAUAACCAAGUUCCGCAAGGAAAUGGCCGCGGAGCACCAGCCCACCAAGAAGCUCUUCGACGCCGUUCUGACCUUCCAACGCCUCCAGCGGGAGCAACCCCUAGAGCAAGCCUUCACCAACCUCACCCUCUCCGAACCCACCACCACCACCGUCCCCCAACCAGUCUACGACCAGCAAAUCACGCUCAACGCCCACCGCUUGCAGGUGCGCACGCAAGAAGCCAUACUACGCGACGGCUUCACCAAGCUCUCCGAGCUCAACGGCGGCGCCCUUCUCACCACCGCCAUUACCGGCACCGACACCUGCAAGCGAGCCACCCCCUUCCUGCGCGACUGCCAAACCCUCAUCGACGCCGCGACCGCCGCCAAGCUCCCGCGCCUCGUCAUCCCCACCAUCCUCUCCUACGCCCGCAUCGCCCAGCUCGAGGGCUGGUACCGCCGCACCGUGGCUAGCACCACCAUCACCACCACCACCGCCACUACCGGCGAAGCCCCACCAACCCCAGCCCCCACCACCGAGCCGGCAGCGGGCACAGAACAGCAAAGCACCACCGAAACGGCGCGCGCCCUCCUUGAGCAUGCCCUGACGCUCUGCGAUACAGUGCCCAGCGGCGCAGCCUACCGCGAGGAAGUGGAGGCGACGGCCAAGCUGUUCGCCGAGACGCGGUACGAGGCGGUGACCCCCGCCGAGCUGGCGGCCAUCAAGGCGGCGAUGGUGGAGGGGAGGGGCGGGUUUAGCACGCAUGCGGGGCAUUGGUAUACGUGUCGGAAUGGGCAUCCGUUUGCGAUUGGGGAGUGUGGCAUGCCGAUGGAACAGGCGAGGUGUCCUGAGUGUGGGGAGGCGAUUGGGGGGCGGGAUCACAUGACGAUGGAGGGGACGGAGAGGGAUAUGCGGAUGGAGGUUUGA
Chaetomium fimeti is the source of this 5841-nucleotide messenger RNA. RefSeq lists its product as uncharacterized. Gene Ontology annotation, biological process: regulatory ncRNA-mediated heterochromatin formation. NCBI's taxonomy places the organism in Eukaryota, Fungi, Ascomycota, Sordariomycetes, Sordariales, Chaetomiaceae. The transcript has 5 exons. Bases 1 to 5841 code for a protein of 1946 amino acids. Gene Ontology annotation, molecular function: zinc ion binding; helicase activity. The record is from RefSeq and is a predicted model, not a curated record. Gene Ontology annotation, cellular component: nuclear RNA-directed RNA polymerase complex; nucleus.